Molecule: messenger RNA, 1560 nt
Organism: Alternaria atra
Lineage: Eukaryota; Fungi; Ascomycota; Dothideomycetes; Pleosporales; Pleosporaceae
Exons: 4
Coding region: 1-1560 (519 amino acids)
Biological process (GO): ammonium transmembrane transport
Cellular component (GO): plasma membrane
Molecular function (GO): ammonium channel activity
Source: RefSeq, a predicted model, not a curated record
AUGUCGUACUCAUGGAUCGGUCCUCCGGCCGAGUUCAAUGGCACCGAUUCAAUCACUGGUGGUGACUCUGUCACCGAGAACCUCAACCAAUGGUACUCAUCGGGUGAUCAAGCCUACAUCCUCGUGGCUUCGGCCAUGGUGUUGAUCAUGAUUCCCGGUCUCGCAUUCCUCUACUCCGGUCUUGCUCGCAGAAAGUCCGCCCUAUCCCUCAUCUGGGCCUGCAUGUUCUCCGCCUCCGUCAUUACCUUCCAAUGGUAUUUCUGGGGAUACUCGCUCGCUUUCGGUCCCUCCACAAAUGGUUUCAUCGGCAACCUCGACAAGUUUGGUCUCAAAGGCGUACUUGGUGCUCCCAGCCAAGGUAGUCCGCUGAUUCCUGAGCUGCUGUACUCUUUCUACCAGAUGCAAUUCUGCGCUGUCACCGCUGCCAUUGUUGUCGGUUGCGUAGCUGAGCGCGGUCGCUUAAUCCCCAUGAUGGUUUUCAUUUGGCUCUGGGCCACGAUCGUAUACUGCCCCGUCGCAUACUGGGCUUGGAACGCAAACGGCUGGUUCUUCCUGUGGGGUGGACUCGAUUAUGCUGGUGGUGGUCCUGUCGAGAUCGUCUCUGGUUGCACAGCUUUGGCCUACUCCAUGAUCCUCGGACGUCGCCAGGAGAAGAUGAUGCUCAACUUCCGUCCUCAUAACGUCUCCUUGAUCACCCUCGGAACUGUCUUUCUAUGGUUCGGUUGGUUGGGCUUCAACGGUGGUUCCGCUUUCGGCGCUAACCUCCGUGCUGUCAUGGCAUGCUGGAACAGCAACCUUACCGCCAUGUUCGCCGCCAUGACUUGGGUCCUCCUUGAUUGGCGCCUUGCUCGCAAGUGGUCCAUGGUCGGAUGGUGCUCAGGUGUCAUCUCCGGACUUGUCGCUGCCACUCCCGCCUCUGGUUUUAUCCCUCCGUGGGCCAGCGUUAUCCUCGGUAUUACCACCGGUAUUGUUGCUAACUUUGCCACCAAGAUCAAGUUCUGGAUCAAGAUCGAUGAUUCUCUCGAUGUGUUCGCCGAGCACGGUGUCGCUGGAAUGUGGGGCCUUUUCUUCAACGGAAUCUUUGGUGCCGACUACAUCAUCGGUCUCGAUGGUGUCAACAACGGACUUACCGCUGGUGCCAUCACCGGCGAGGGAGCCGCAGUUUACAAGCAGAUCGCUUACAUCGUCGCCGUCACCGCCUACUCCUUCACCGUCAGCGCCAUCCUCGCCUUCGUUAUUGACAAGAUCCCCGGCCUUAAGCUUCGCGCAUCUGAGGAAGCUGAGCUUCUCGGCAUGGACGACGACCAGCUCGGUGAAUUCGCCUACGAUUACGUCGAGGUUCGCCGUGACUACCUUGCAUGGACACCCGCCAAGGGUGAGCCUAUCGAUGGCGAGCACUCCGUACCCCAAGGAGAGCGUCACGGUAUUCCCCAGCACAGCCAGAUGCUUGAGGGCAAGGCACCUUCGGAACACAGCUCAGGCCACGAGCACACUGGCAUUGCAGGCGACAGGCAUGCUAUGGCCAUGGGCUCCGAGCACGAGAAGCAGGUUCAAACCUAA